Messenger RNA from Coccidioides posadasii C735 delta SOWgp, 1059 nucleotides. RefSeq lists its product as uncharacterized. The record is from RefSeq and is a predicted model, not a curated record. Lineage: Eukaryota; Fungi; Ascomycota; Eurotiomycetes; Onygenales; Onygenaceae. Gene Ontology annotation, molecular function: oxidoreductase activity, acting on NAD(P)H.
AUGAAAGAAGCCUUUGCAUCUCUUUCUGGCGACAAAGUCAAGGUCUCCAUCAAGGAUUCUCCAAUUCCUCACCCCAAUGACUCCCAGCUGGUCAUCCGCGUGGUGGCUACAGGCUUGAAUCCAAAAGAUUGGAAAUUCUUGAGCGAUAAGCCGACAAAUCAGGGAGACGAUGUUGCCGGCUACGUGCACGCCGUGGGCAGUAAGGUGACUGAGUUCAAGCCCGGAGACAGGGUGGCUGCAUUUCAUCAGAUAUUGGCUCCCCAUGGAGGGUAUGCGGAGUACGCAGUGGUAUGGGCGCACACGGCAUUCCAUCUACCAAAGGAGGUUUCGUUCGAAGAAGCCGCAACAAUCCCCCUAGCCGCCAUGACCGCUGCCCUUGGUCUUUAUCAGGACCUCGGCCUCCCGGUCCCCUGGAAUCCAGCUCGCACCCGCACCCCUCUGAUCGUUUACGGCGGCGCCUCCACUGUCGGCUCCUUCGUCAUCAAACUCGCCAAGCUUUCCAACAUCCAUCCCAUCAUAACCGUCGCAGGCAAGGGUAUCCCGCAAGUCGAGGCUCUCCUGGACAAAUCCAAAGGCGACAUUGUAAUCGACUACCGCACCGGCGAUAAGGCUGUCGUGACUGCAUUCACUAAGGCCCUGGGCGGUAAAAAGAUCGAAUACGCGUUUGACGCGACGAGCGAGCAUAAUAGCUACGUGAACAUUGGGCAUGUGCUGGAUCCAGAGAAGGGGAAGAUUGUGGUGGUGCAGCCAGGGAUGGAGUACAAUAUGCCCGUUGAUGUGAAGCCGAGUCCUGUGUAUGUAGCUACUGUGCAUGAGGAUGGGAAUGUGUUUCAGCCUAUGGAGAAAGUAGGCCCUAUUGGGGAUAAGGAGUUUGGGCUAGUGUUUUUUAGGUUCUUUGGGCAUGGAUUGGCGCAGGGUUGGUUUAGAGGUCAUCAAUAUCGGUUGGUGGAGAAGGGGUUGGAGGGCCUUGAGAAUGCGUUAAAUAAUUUGAAGGAGAGUAAAGUAAGUGGUUUCAAGUACGUGAUCAGGAUCGCUGACACGCCUGAUUUGGGAGAAUAG